AUGACGGGCGGGACGCAGGGGGGCGGCCCGCCCAGGAUCAAAAUCAAGCUCCCCAUCAAGACUAAGCAGCAGCCCCCGCCCGGCGACGCCGGCGCCGCAGCCCCUCUGGCCGCCCCGCCGCCCUCCGCGUUCGCCGCGCCCGCCGGACACGCGCCGUUCGCCGAACCGCCGCAGCACGCAGCCCCGCGCCUCAAGCUGCGGCUGCCGCCGCUGACGGACGCAGCCGGCCGCGCGCGGCGGCACGCGCCCGGCGGCGACGGCGGCGACGGGGCCCCUCGCCCCUCCUCCGUGUCCCCGCCCCCGAGGCCGCAGCAGCAGCAGCAACAGCAGUACGCCGCGCCCUACAGCGCUGCCCCGGCGCAGCUGCUGCCGCCGGAGCUGCUGAUGUCAGCGUCGGCGCCCGCCCAGCUGCCGGGCCUCGACGGCCUGCACGCCAUCCCCCUCGGCGCCAUACCCCUCGACGCCAUCCCCUUCGGCGCCAUCCCGCUCGGCGCGCUCCCGCUGGCCGCGGCCGCGUCCGCGCCGGCCGCGGCCCCGCCCCGGGCCGCGAAGAAGAAGGCGCCCGCGGCGCCGCGGCGCCGGCAGCGCGCGGGCAGCGACCCCGAUUUUGAGGAGGAGGUCGCGGCCUGGGCGGGGGACGAUCAGGAAGAUGAGGACUUUGUAUUGGAUAUGAACAUUACGGAUGACGACGAUGACGACGAUCUGCCGAUGGAUAGCGACGACUCGGAGGACGGCGGCCGGCGGCGGCGGCGGGGCAAGGGCGGCGGCGGCGGCGGCGGCGGCAAGAAGGGCGGCCGGCGCGGCCGCGGCGGCGGCGACGACCUCGGUUGGGGCGCGGCGGACGGGGAGUAUGUGAACCCCCUGGAUCUGGAUUUCGAGCAGCUUGAUAGGGAGGCGGCGGCGGCGGCCGCGGAGGCGGCGGCCAAGCCGAAAGCGCCCAAAGCGCCGCGGCCGCCGAAGCCCAAGCGCGAGGAGAGCGAGGGCGCGGGGGCGGCGGCGGCGGCGGGGCCGGCGGAAGGCGGGCGGGCGGAAGAGGGCGCGGAAGCGAGCGGCGGUGUUGCGGCGGCUCCGCCGCCGGAGAGGAAGCGGCCGGCCAAGGCGGCCGACGGCGGCGGCGGCGGCGAUUACGCGCCGAGCAGCGACGAGGAUUACGAGAUGGACCUGGCUAUGGAGGACAACGAGGAGGACGAGGACUUUGACGUGGUGCUGGAGGUGGGUGAUCUGAUCUGA
This is a messenger RNA of Monoraphidium neglectum, 1230 nucleotides long. RefSeq lists its product as hypothetical. The transcript has a single exon. NCBI's taxonomy places the organism in Eukaryota, Viridiplantae, Chlorophyta, Chlorophyceae, Sphaeropleales, Selenastraceae. The record is from RefSeq and is a predicted model, not a curated record. The coding region runs from base 1 to 1230 and encodes 409 amino acids.